AUGCCUGCUGCUGUAGUUGCAAUCGAAUCGGGCCCCGGCCAUGACUUUCCCGGCGGCCUCACCAGCCAGGUCCUCUCCUGCUCCGUCAUUGCCGCCUUCGGCGGUCUCAUGUUCGGCUACGACAUUGGAAUUUCCGGCGGCGUUACCUCCAUGGAUGAGUUCUUGGAGAAAUUCUUCCCCAAGGUCUAUUACAGGAAACACCACGCCCAUGAAAACAACUACUGCAAAUUCAACGACCAGAAGCUUCAGCUCUUCACGUCGUCCCUCUAUCUCGCCGCCAUUGUUGCCUCCUUCCUCGGCUCCGUCACCUGUAAGCGUUUGGGAAGAAAACUCACCAUGAAAUUCGCCUCUGUUUUCUUCCUCUGCGGCGCAAUUUUAAGCUGCGCGGCGGAAAACGUCGGAAUGUUGAUCGGUGGACGGAUGUUGCUCGGCGUCGGAGUCGGCCUCGCCAAUCAGACGGUGCCGUUGUUUAUCUCUGAAAUCGCUCCGGCGAAAUACAGAGGAAUGCUCAACAUCAUAUUUCAGCUUCUGAUCACAGUAGGAAUUCUCUGUGCGAAUAUACUCAACUAUGUGUUCUCGAAACUCGGCGCAAUCGGGUGGCGGCUCUCGCUCGGCGGCGCGACGGUUCCGGCUCUUGUUCUUCUGAUCGGAUCUAUGUUCAUCGUUGAAACUCCGAUCAGCCUUCUCCAGCGCGGAAAGAAGAAGGAAGCCAUGGAGAGUCUGCAGAAAGUGAGAGGCAAAAACACCGACGUGAGCCGAGAGUUCGACGAGCUCUGCCGUGCUGCAGCGGUCGCGGCGGAACAGAAACACUCUUACCGGAAUCUACUGAGAAAAAAGAGCAUCCCUCCGCUCACCUGCGGGACAAUCAUUCACGUCUUCCAGCAAUUCACCGGAAUCAAUGUCAUCAUGUUCUACGCUCCGGUCCUCUUCCAAACUAUGGGAUUCGGUAGCGACGCCGCUCUCCUCUCCGCCGCCGUCACCGGCGGCAUCAAUGUACUCGCUACUCUGAUUGCAAAUUUCUUCGUCGAUAAGGCCGGAAGAAGGACCUUGCUAAUCGAAGGCGCACUCCAAAUGAUCAUCGCUCAGAGCGUGAUCGGUUAUCUUCUACUGACUUACCUGAAGACAUCGAACAAAAUGCCGAUUCAUGAAUCGUACAUCGUGUUAGGGUUCAUCGCGGUGUUCGUCGCGGGAUUCGCGUGGUCGUGGGGACCGUUGGGAUGGCUGAUUUCGAGCGAGGUUUAUCCGAUCGAGAGUCGCAACGCCGGUUACUUCUUCGCCGUGAGCACGAACAUGCUCUGUACGUUCAUCAUCGCGCAGCUGUUCCUCACAAUGCUGUGCGCCAUGAGAUCCAUGAUUUUCUUCUUCUUCGUCGCUUGGUUGGUGGUUAUGUGUGCUUACAUUUGCUUCCUUAUGCCGGAGACCAAGAAAAUUCCGGUCGAUGAAAUGGAGGACCGCGUCUGGAAGAAGCAUUGGUUCUGGAAGAGAUUUUUCUCCGGUGACUGCGCCGGCGGCGGCGGCGGCGAUCCUCCCGUUGUGGAGCUCCCCAGCGCCAGCGGCGGCGUUCCUCCGGUUGUUGAGCGAGCGGAGAUUUCUCAGGAAAUCAAGGAGGAUAAAUCUGUUUAGGGAUUCAGUUAAUGACUUUUUAUUUAAUUUAU
Momordica charantia (bitter melon) is the source of this 1655-nucleotide messenger RNA. RefSeq names its product sugar transport protein 8. Gene Ontology annotation, molecular function: monosaccharide transmembrane transporter activity. Lineage: Eukaryota; Viridiplantae; Streptophyta; Magnoliopsida; Cucurbitales; Cucurbitaceae. Gene Ontology annotation, cellular component: membrane. The record is from RefSeq and is a predicted model, not a curated record. Gene Ontology annotation, biological process: monosaccharide transmembrane transport.